This is a messenger RNA of Caenorhabditis remanei, 1491 nucleotides long. RefSeq lists its product as uncharacterized. NCBI's taxonomy places the organism in Eukaryota, Metazoa, Nematoda, Chromadorea, Rhabditida, Rhabditidae. The coding region runs from base 1 to 1491 and encodes 496 amino acids. Gene Ontology annotation, molecular function: damaged DNA binding; Y-form DNA binding; double-stranded DNA binding. Gene Ontology annotation, cellular component: site of double-strand break. The record is from RefSeq and is a predicted model, not a curated record. The transcript is spliced from 7 exons. Gene Ontology annotation, biological process: double-strand break repair via homologous recombination; DNA double-strand break processing involved in repair via single-strand annealing.
AUGAGUGGGUACUACCGAAAUUCAUCCAACUCUAACUAUCCCAGAGUCAAUACUAGUUUUGAUCCUUUCUCUUCUCCACAGUACUCAGGCUACACCAACUAUCAGAGUGUUCAGCAGUCUGUUGAUGUUUUCGCAGAAACGCAGAAAAGAAGAUCUUCCGGAGAGACAAAUGGAAUAUCUCGAGCAAUUAGAAAUGCUUUGGACCCCGAAUACCAAUGUAUGCAAUCAGCCAUGGAUAUCUUUAAUCCUUCUACUUCUUUUGAUUAUAAUGACGAUGCUUCCAUUCUAGCUGCCGUUUCAUCAGCACAUUCUUCGCAAGAAAUGGAAUUAGAACUACCGUCAACCUCAAUUCAGAAGACUAAAAAGAAUGAGAAAUCAAAAGCAAAAGCUAAUUUUGCACCAAUUUUCAACACAGCUUCAAAAAAAGAUUAUGACGAUCAGACACUGCAAGAAGAUUUUUUAUCGCCAGAUAAGAUUAGAGACUACUACAACAAAACUGGUAAACAACGGCCAAAACAAGUUCGAAUGGAUGAUUUCCUAUUCAAAGCACGUCGUGUUGAUAAAGGAGCAAGAGAAUUUGGGUUGCAUACAACUCAAGAACCAAAAAGAGGAAUAUCAAACUCCACCUCCUUCCAAUCUCCGAAAUGUUCCAUCACUUUUAACGAUCCCAGUGUGUAUACGAGCGAAACAGUUCUAGAAGAUACCAUUUACUCGACUCCAAACAAAACAGUGCUUUCUGAAACAAUUCCUCUCUUCACUCCAAGUCCACAAAGAACUUCACAGAGGAACGGUAAAAAGUCAAAUAUGGUUCAAAGAUCAAUCCUAGAGUGUGUCAAACCAAACCCAAUAAAACGAAAAGAUCCAGAAUAUGAUACACUGCAUAAAGACCGACAACCACUGGUUCAAGCGAAACGGCAAAAGUGUUUAAAUAAUAACAAGAAGCCCGAGUUUGAUUAUUCAUCCUCCCCAAUCACUCUUAAUGACGAUCAGGAAGAUAUCAAUGUACGUCGAAAAUCCCCGGAACGUCCAACCCUGCAAGAAGAAGAAGCUCAGAGAAAAAAGUUUGGAAGAAACGUUUCAGAGCGUGAACAAAUGAUGCGACAACUCGUAGAUCAAAGGUUCAAAAAAGAAAGAGAAAAUGGAGGACUUCAAACGAGGCGAGCAGAAUUGAAAGACGGUGAAGUAAUUAGGAACAAGGAAAUGAGAAAGAAUCUGAUGCAUGGAGCUGCUUGCAAGUGUUGUCGAGGAUAUUACGAUGGAUUAAAUAUGGAAGAGCAAGAGAAAAAGGAUUAUAUCAACAAGAUCAGUCGGCACAGGUACGUGCAUCAACCUCUACCGGAUACUCCGGAACGAUAUUGGGAUUUAACAUUAGGUCGACGGGACGAAGAUGAUCGUGAACCGUUGAUGACUCAGGAACGAAAUUGGGAAGAAGCUGCUAAAAAGAAUGCAUUGAAAUCUGAAAACCAGAAUGGAAUUCACAAUUGGAACUAG